AGCCCUUUCAUUGAAUGGAAAGGGCCAUCUGACUCUUGGAGGUCGACGGCCCAAGUCGCCAGUUUAACCACUAGGUCCACGAUCGAGUUGAAUCAAGAACACCAUGUUCAAAAAACCUUUAGGAAAUUUAAAAACUUCGGCGCCCCUGCGCAGCUCUGACAGGCGCAAGCUCAAACAACGCGUUAUUCAAACUUUUUCUCUUGAUCCAGAUGUCGGUGAGGACCUUGUACCGGAAGGUUUGAUGUCCGCGAAGUUCAACACACAUAUCGAUGAUCCCGGUGUGGCAUAUCUGGGACCUGGCGGAGACCCAUUGUGGUUCACGCUUGGGAGAGGCAGCGAGGACCUGAUUCCGACUGUAUAUACCCUGUGGAAGAAGCCUGAUCUUCUGCCGUUUUUGUCCACACCAUCUGCAGUGAUUCCUGUUCUCGUGGGUGGUGCUGAUCUCAUGAUUCCUGGAGUUGUACGAUACGCACCAUCACUUAAAGCUUCACAUCUUGUGAGCAUUACAGAGCAUGCUCGCGAUUCGACGCGCAUUGGCCCGCCACUUGCUGUUGGGCGCAUGGCAGUUGAUAGUGAAAUCUUAUCUGAGGUUGGCGCGAAGGGAAAGGCGGUGUUUGUCCUGCAUGCUUGGAAAGAUCAUCUAUUUGAUAUGGGACACAAGGGUAGUCCACCGGACCCAUGGGAGAUGAGCCAGUCAGUGGCAACCGAACAACUGGCCAUAGAAGACGAUGAUGAUGCAGAGAAUGAUCCAUCGAAAGAACCAUCAGUUGAUGCGCUAGGCUCUCACUUGGAACAAACGCAGUUGUAUGAUCCUGCUCCAGCCACAGAAUUGGGGAAAGAAGACAUUUCAAGUAUUCUGCAUGAUGCCCUUCUUCAGGCAAUAAAAACGAGCCUAUCAAGCAGUACCCAGACCUCUUCGCUCCCUAUGUCCGCUAGCACGUUUUACUCGACUUACAUUCUACCCUCGCGACCUGCGCAAUCACCAUCACAACCAACUAUAUCUACACCCAUCGAUAUUAAGCAUUCCUCCCACAAGUCCCUUGCGUAUUUUCUCAAAUCAGCAGAGAAACAAGGCCUCUUGAAACUUAAAGAGAUCAAAUCUGAGCUGAUGGUAUUUUCCGUGGCCUCAGCACAUGCAGAUGUUGUCGCACACAGACCAUAUCUAUCUCUCAAGGAAGUGUCUCUCAGGAACGAGAAGCGUGGACAACGAGAAGAAGAAGAGCGCACACGAGUCAGAGAGCUUGAAGUGACGGAACUUUGGAAACCCCAUCAACAAUCGUUGAAAUUCUUUGAUGAUGCUGGAUUUGAUACAUCAACCCUAUACACCUACGCAGAUAUAAAGACUGUCAUCGACAGAUUCGUCACCGAUCGCCAAUUGGUGAACGCACACGACCAAUCGUAUAUCAACGUUGGCGCAGACGAGCUUCUGCAGACCACCAUCUGGAAGUCUGACAAUCCAGCCGAUAUGGAGUUCUUCAAACGCGAGAAGGUGAUCGAGCGCCUAGCAGAUAAGAUGCAGAAUUGGUACAAGAUACGUGCGGUCGGCAGGGAUCCUGUGCUCAAGAAGGGCCAGCUCAAACCAAUAUCGGUGGUGGUUAAGAUCAGACAAGGUCGUAAAGCCUGCACACUCAUCACUGGCUUCGAGCCAUUUUUCUUGGAGGCAGUUAAUCUUGCGGAGGAGCUGAAGACGAUAUGCGCUUCUUCAACUUCAGCUUCACCUGCAUCAGGAAAGUCAUCAGGCAUGGAAGUACUCGUGCAAGGCAAGCAGAUCAAAGCGGUCACAGAAUUUUUUGCCUCGCGAGGCGUGCCGAAGCGAUGGGUGGUGACAGAGGGUGGGGGAAAGAAAUAGAUGGAGUACAGGCACAGGGUGAGUCUGAUGGUUAGGUUGGGAGUUAUUCUUCAACACGAAGGCGUGUAUAUGUUACGAUCGAUGGUGAGAUAAAUAUAAAACUAAAUACUUUACUCUACGCAUCUUGCAGUCUCCAUGCUGCAUCCUUUGGCUUGGAACUCUUGUUUUGCCUGCUUUCUGUGUUCCCUUCCCUUCCAUGGAGGCGUACCCGCACAAGGCUUGCCGGUGUCAUUUGCCAAAAGCCAUGUUUUUAUUGCCGGUAACCAAGUCCUCUAUAUAGUGAUGUUUCAAAGAGGUACACAACCCAGCUAGGCAUUAUCUCAGGGUGAAAAGUUUAAAGCGGUUGGAGAGACCGGCCGCAGUGUCACGAACGCGUCAUGUAACGCGUGACACCGUGAUCGAGCGCUAAUGAUC
Suillus paluster is the source of this 2263-nucleotide messenger RNA. RefSeq lists its product as uncharacterized. The transcript is spliced from 9 exons. Gene Ontology annotation, molecular function: RNA binding; translation initiation factor activity. Lineage: Eukaryota; Fungi; Basidiomycota; Agaricomycetes; Boletales; Suillaceae. Gene Ontology annotation, biological process: formation of translation preinitiation complex; translational initiation. The coding region runs from base 104 to 1849 and encodes 581 amino acids. The record is from RefSeq and is a predicted model, not a curated record.